Fusarium venenatum is the source of this 1206-nucleotide messenger RNA. The record is from RefSeq and is a predicted model, not a curated record. Lineage: Eukaryota; Fungi; Ascomycota; Sordariomycetes; Hypocreales; Nectriaceae.
AUGGCUGACCCGCUACUCUCACCUCCUCAACCCACCCCUCAACGUUCUUCCUCAAUCACACAACGUAACAGACUCUCGUCACCGCAUCCGCGGUCAUCAACAGCAACACCGGUUUCACAACUAGGUGAAGCCAAACCAAAAGACUUUUCGUUCCUGUUGCGACCAGAGAUUUACCACCCUCUUACCCCUCUUAACGUCCCUGUUGCAUUCCGUAAUCCACAAAGGCAGCCCAAUCCCGAAGCGCCCGUUGAGGAGCUUGUUGCCAGUGGUCACUUCAGAGCAGCCGCUAUCGCAGCAGUCCAGGAGCUUACAGGCUCUGGAGCAAGCGGGGGCAUUAACCCUACCAACUCCAAGAGGAUCUUCGAGCUUCUCUACACCCGUCUAGCAUGUCUUACCCUAAUAGAUGCGACUCCCCUGGCCGCCCAGGAGGUGAAAGCCAUGGAGGAUCUUAAUGACAUAAGAAAGUACGUGGAUGAAACGACAGGAGAGCACCUUGUACCCUGGGAACUCCGAGUUCUCAACAUCCGCCUUCAGUCACUUGGCUUCGGCGAUUACCGCAGAGCUGUAAUGAGCUACCACGAUCUCGCUCGCGAAGCACGAGAGCGCAUCACGAAAGCAGCUGCGCAACACGACAACUCUGCCAGAGAGAUCUGGAAAGCCCGUCUCCACGAUCUUGGCAUUCAGGUAGCAGGUGCUCUCAUUGAACUUGAAGACUUGACGGGUGCCGCGCAACACUUGAACACCCUGCAGGACCGGGGUGAUGGCAAGAUGGCACUUACAAAGGCACUCCUGUGGCUGCAUCUAGGCGACGUUGAUAGCGCAAGGGAUUGCGCGCGCCAGGCUGUUGGCAGUGACGAGAAUGUAGAGAAGCUCAUUCUAGCGCUCUGUGACAUGGCGGACUCUGAGUAUGAAAGCGCGCUCGAUGCGUGGAAGGAGCUCAAGGAGACUAUGGAUGACGAGAUGGUCGGUGUCAACACAGCAGUAUGCUUGUUAUACUUGGGAAGAAUACAAGAGGGGCGAACGGUAUUGGAAGAGCUUGUCGACUCGGGUCUGUCGUCGCAUACGCUGCUGUUCAACUUAUCGACUAUGUACGAGCUGUGUACCGAGAGGCACAAGAAUAUGAAGAUCAAGUUGACGGAGCGGAUCGCUGGCAUGGAAGCAUCAGCAGCGGGUUGGGAGAAGACAAACAAUGAUUUCAAGCUAUAA